GUCAAUUACGUCAAAAAAGUUCUGUCAUUUGAAAACACGUCAACGAAUGCCGAGUUGUGUUUUUGUUAAAAUUACACUAAAAAGAAGAAUAAAUAACCAGAAAAAUGGUGCACACAACGAUGGAAGGAUCUCUAUUCGAACCGACGCUUUACAUCGUGAAAGGCAUGUGCAUAUUGGAUAAUGAUGGCAACAGGAUCCUGGCUAAGUAUUACGAUAAAGACGUUCUGCCCACCGCUAAGGAACAGAAGGCUUUUGAGAAGAAUCUGUUUAAUAAGACACAUAGAGCUAAUGCGGAGAUCAUCAUGUUGGAAGGUCUGACCUGUGUGUACAAGAGCAAUGUAGACCUCUUCUUCUAUGUCAUGGGCAGCUCACAUGAAAAUGAGUUAAUCCUUCAAUCAGUACUGAAUGCGCUGUAUGAGUCGGUCAGCAUACUACUGAGACGGAACGUGGAGAGAAGAGUGCUGUUGGAUAACUUGGAUGCUGUCAUGCUUGCUUUUGAUGAGAUCUGCGAUGGAGGUGUGAUUCUCGACUCAGACCCCACCUCCAUAGUGGGCAGAGCAGCACUGCGCACCGAGGACGUCCCCCUCGGGGAGCAGACCGUGGCCCAGAUACUACAGAACAUUAUGAAUAUGUAAGCGAAUCCGGGGGCAAUAGUUUGACAUACGUAAAAACCAUCGUUAAUUUGUAAAAAUGUAGUUAUUUAGUGCUUAUUAAAAAAAACUAACAUUUUUAUUUUAUUUUUUCAUUUUUUUUCUCAUUUGCUACCCCUUUUCAUCGGCUGUAGGUAUGGCUUUUUUCUUUUGCUUGUUUUUUUGUACAUUUUUUUCUUUUAAAGUUAUGCAUUAGUUAGCUAUAUUUUUCAUUAAAUUGCAUACAUUUUGGUACUGUUGGACUGGUGUAGGAAUUAAAUGCUUUGUAACAUAAAUGUAGAUAAAAUUAGUACCUUAUUACAGGAUUAUUUCCGAGUUCCAAUAUGAACAUACCGUUAUUUAAAUAGUUUCAAUAGAAAAGUGGAUAUUUUUAUAAAGGAAUGGAACAGGGUUUGUAUAUUUUGAAGUUAUUUUCAUAAACUUCUCAAUUGAUGAAAUUAAAAAACUACAAAGCCCAUAUUUUGUCUUAGCAAAAAAUUUGGACAUCUAUUUUUUUUUACAAAAAAUUCUUCACAGUAUGGAAAGUAGUCUUACCUAGGGGUAUUGGGUUGCCUAAGUAACUGGGUUGAGGAGGUCAGAUACGCAGUCGCUCCUUGUACUGGUACUCAGCUGCAUCCGGUUCGACUGGAAGCCGACCCCAACAUAGUUGGGAAAAGGCUCGGAGGAUGGUUAUGUAUUUGUGUAAAAAGUCCUAUUAAGAUUGUUGACCUUUAGUUAAGUGCAUGCAAAUGGAUUAUAAUUACUUUUUCUUUUCAACAGGCCUAUGAUGUAACUACUGUUACCUUCUGGCUUUAUUUGCGCAGAAAAUAUAUUUAUAAUUUUACUCGAAGAUUUUUUUUUGUUGCCAAUACAGGACAAUAUUGAUUCAGAUGUCCUAUCUUUAAAUAAUUAAACUGUUAUAUAAUAGUUUAUUCUUUUAUUUAUUGAUUUAGGAACUUGAAACAAGAGGAAAAAAUAUAUAUUUUAAUAUUUUUUUGAAUUUUGUAUGUUCAAGUUCAGACAAUAAUAAAAAUAUUUUUAAAUUCUCAUAAUUUAAAAAGGGCUCGAAAAGCUUUACUGAUUUGGAAGGAUCCAUUUUUUUCAGAGUCAAGAAAUAAUUAAAAUGUAAUAAAUUCUAUACAUAUGUUAGUUUUUCUUAUUUUCAGGUGUUACAAUCGGCGAAGGAGCAACUGAAAUGGUCCCUGUUAAAAUAAAUAAAUAAAAAACUAAUAUAUUUCAUUUAUAAUACAAUUUAAUAAAUAAUUGUA
Messenger RNA from Helicoverpa zea (corn earworm), 1897 nucleotides. It is a transcript of the gene zetaCOP, whose product is annotated as coatomer subunit zeta-1. Gene Ontology annotation, cellular component: COPI vesicle coat. Gene Ontology annotation, biological process: intra-Golgi vesicle-mediated transport; retrograde vesicle-mediated transport, Golgi to endoplasmic reticulum; intracellular protein transport. The record is from RefSeq and is a predicted model, not a curated record. The transcript is spliced from 6 exons. NCBI's taxonomy places the organism in Eukaryota, Metazoa, Arthropoda, Insecta, Lepidoptera, Noctuidae. The coding region runs from base 105 to 635 and encodes 176 amino acids.